Messenger RNA from Oryza sativa Japonica Group (Japanese rice), 1531 nucleotides. Its product is annotated as pectinesterase QRT1. NCBI's taxonomy places the organism in Eukaryota, Viridiplantae, Streptophyta, Magnoliopsida, Poales, Poaceae. Gene Ontology annotation, molecular function: pectinesterase activity. The record is from RefSeq and is a predicted model, not a curated record. Gene Ontology annotation, biological process: cell wall modification; pectin catabolic process.
AAGAAGCUAACACGAUCGAUGAGAUCAUCAUAUAUUAUCGGGUGAAAAACGAAUUGAAAUCGACAUAUCGAUCAUGGCGACGACGAAGACGCAGCUUCUCAUGAAGCUGGGGCUACUGCUGCUGGCGCUGGCGUCUCAGCCGUCGCCGUCGCAGCAGUCGCAGGCGUUCUUCGAGAUCUGGCUGGGGCAGAACUCGAUGCAGUACGGCACGCCGACGAUGGACACGCCGUCGAUCGCCGGCGACAUCGUCGCCGCCAACGCGACGGCGGUCCACGCGGCCGUCGACCCCGCCGGCGGCGGCAAGCAGUACCGCACCAUCGCCGACGCGCUCGCCGCCGUCCCCGACGCCAACAACACCAGGCGCUACGUGUUCAGGCUCAAGCCGGGGCAGGUGUUCCGCGAGAAGGUGGCCGUCGGCGAGGGCAAGCGGUACGUCACCUUCGAGUCCGACCCGGCCAACCCCGCCGUCGUCGUCUGGAACAACACCGCCGCCACCCCGGGCAAGGACGGCAAGCCCCUCGGCGCCGCCGGCAGCGCCAUCGUCGCCAUCGAAGCCUCCAACUUCAUCGCCAAUGGUGUCGUCUUCAAGAAUGAUGGGCCAACAGGGGGGAAGCAAGGGCAGACAGUGGCACUGCGGGUGGCAGAAAAAAGGGCAUCAUUCUUCAAUUGCACGAUCGAGGGCGGACAAGGCGUGCUAUACGACGAGAUGGGGACACACUACUUCAGGAACUGCACCAUCAAUGGCGGCGUCGACGCCAUCUUCGGCUUCGGGAGGUCUUUCUACGACGAUUGCCGCAUCGAUCUCCAAGCGAGACCCCGCCGUGCCCACGGCGCCAGCGACGUAGAAGAGGCCGCCCUCGCACACCAAGCAGAUCAAUUCUACCUGGAACGGCUUCGCCUUUCACAACUGCGUCAUCGAGACCGGUGGCGCCGACGACAAGGUCUACCUCGGCAGGGCAUGGGAGGACUCGUCGUUCGUCGCCUACACCUAUAGCAAGAUCGCCAAUGAGAUCGUGCCUAUUGGCUACGACGACCACGGGAACAUCCAAAAGCCACCGAAAGGGAGCGGAUUCUACUACGGUGUGUACAACUGCUCUGGGCCUGGAUUGGAUGCAAGCAAGAAGAUGGGAUGGGCCGAAGAAAUCGCUGAUAGCAACGUACCGUUUGCAUAUAGCUAUUACGCUUUUGUCGAUGGCGAAUCGUGGGUCGUGCCCAGGCCCGCGGACCAUAUCGAGAUUCACAUGUGAUGAUCCAUAUGCGUGAGGAAUACCACCAUAUUGCCACACGAUAUAUCUCGCACUUCGAUGGUCUCAUAAGUACUUAUCUGUAAUGAUAAUGUAUUUAUAGCAGAGGAUGUGAACCCGAUCCAUAUGUCUUCCCUUAGAUUCACAUCUCACAUUCCUGUUGCGCUCAUUGUAUUUGGCCAUAAAUUAAUCUCGGUUUCUCUACUCGUCCUUGUCUCUCCCAAUUAUUCCCUCCAUGGCGAGGGCUCCAAACAAAUAAAAAAGAUGAUGAAAUCAUUGAUGAAUAA